UAAGAUUACAAACUAUUCAUUUGGCAAAAUGACUCCUAAGUUGUAUAUCUUUGCCAUCUUCACGGCGUAUUCCAUAACUUUGGGAAGCAGCUUUUUUAUACCAACAUUCCUCGACUUGACUUUUGGUCAAAUUCCUGAACCGUCAUGUGAAACUCCACCACCAAAUCCUCCAGCUAUGCCUCCAUGCCCAUCCGCUGGCUGCCCUGAAACUUCACCACCAACUCCUCCAGCUAUGCCUCCAUGCCCAUCCGCUGGCUGCCCUGAAACUUCACCACCAACUCCUCCAGCUAUGCCUCCAUGCCCAUCCGCUGGCUGCCCUGAAACUUCACCACCAACUCCUCCAGCUAUGCCUCCAUGCCCAUCCGCUGGCUGCCCUGAAACUUCACCACCAACUCCUCCAGCUAUGCCUCCAUGCCCAUCCGCUGGCUGCCCUGAAACUUCACCACCAACUCCUCCAGCUAUGCCUCCAUGCCCAUCCGCUGGCUGCCCUGAAACUUCACCACCAACUCCUCCAGCUAUGCCUCCAUGCCCAUCCACUGGCUGCCCUGAAACUUCACCACCAACUCCUCCAGCUAUGCCUCCAUGCCCAUCCGCUGGCUGCCCUGAAACUUCACCACCAACUCCUCCAGCUAUGCCUCCAUGCCCAUCCGCUGGCUGCCCUGAAACUUCACCACCAACUCCUCCAGCUAUGCCUCCAUGCCCAUCCGCUGGCUGCCCUGAAACUUCACCACCAACUCCUCAGCCCUCUGGCGAUCAAAUAAAUGGUGAUAAAACCACAACAAUAAUUAAUGUGAAUCAACCCUCUGGAUGCAGCACAUGUUAAAAGUUCACGCUGAACUUGAUAAAUAGUCCUUCACAGUGUUUGGAGUUGACUAAAAUUGAAUAAAUAUUGAAUAAACUAAUUUUUGGUCUUAUUUUGCAUAUAUCGUUUACUGGAAAUCCUGAGCUUUCUUUCUCGUAGCAGAUUUAAAGCCCUAUAAGGCUAGAGACACAUCUAGCAAAAUUUCAUUCAAGAAUUUAAUCAUCAGGCUCGUCCGUGCAGAUGUGGUGCUUUCCUUAACCUUAUAUAUCCUAUAGCGACAGGUUGACAUGGCAAUCAGGGUAUGAGGUGAGUCCUGCCGGGGGGAUGUCCGGCACACCCGCGCUGUCAUAGUUUCAGUGUUGCACGAGUCCAUAUCGACCACAUUUAUCGAGUUCGUCGUUGCUUGUAGUUUUGUGUAUUGAAAAAUAUGACGGCAGUUGUCUGUUCGUCACGCGUAAAA
This is a messenger RNA of Maniola jurtina (meadow brown), 1262 nucleotides long. Its product is annotated as extensin-like. The record is from RefSeq and is a predicted model, not a curated record. The transcript has 15 exons. The coding region runs from base 29 to 823 and encodes 264 amino acids. NCBI's taxonomy places the organism in Eukaryota, Metazoa, Arthropoda, Insecta, Lepidoptera, Nymphalidae.